This is a messenger RNA of Prorocentrum cordatum, 653 nucleotides long. Lineage: Eukaryota; Dinophyceae; Prorocentrales; Prorocentraceae. The record is from the annotation of a GenBank genome assembly.
AUGACGCUGCAAGAGAUCUCCCCGAAGUGUGUGUACUCGCGCGAUCUGCUGAAUCAGCUCGCGGCAUGGUGCCCGACAUUAGAGACGGAGCUGUGCAAGCGGUGCGCCGAGCAGACACUGUUCGUCCAGACGGCGAGGGCGACGCAGCGCCCAGACGUAGAGCAGGUACCAGAGCGGUCUCUGCAGCAGGACUUCCCCCGAGGUCUGCGCUUCGUGAAUUGGCAGGCUGCUGUUCCGCUGGGUCUUACAGUUACCGCCUAUCUCGACGCAAGUGGCGACUUGCGCGGGCCUGGGAUGCGGGUCGCUAAGUGCGCAAGGCGACUUCCAGUCCGGCUGACGAUGGAGCAUGCGGGAACAAUGGCGGGCUUCGCGUGGGACGCUCUCGUGCAGGCACUGCUGGCUACGUCCGUCGCCGCUGCCGUGAUGCUCGUGGCGCCACGCCUGCUGAUGGAGGUCCAGGCGAUCAAGCCGGCCGUGCCAGCCCAGUGCCAGAACGCGCGGGGGGCGGCCGCCGUCGUCCUGGCGCGCGUGCCAAGGCUGGGGCGCAAGCAGAUCAACAGCCUCAUGCUCGCAGCCCUGGUCGCGGAGCUGCUGCUCGGCUGCUGCCAGCCCCGCGCGCUGGCGGGGCUGCUGUGCGCGGCGCUGCGCGGGAC